Molecule: messenger RNA, 951 nt
Organism: Hevea brasiliensis (rubber tree)
Lineage: Eukaryota; Viridiplantae; Streptophyta; Magnoliopsida; Malpighiales; Euphorbiaceae
Product: aspartate--tRNA ligase 2, cytoplasmic-like
Exons: 3
Coding region: 373-687 (104 amino acids)
Biological process (GO): aspartyl-tRNA aminoacylation
Cellular component (GO): cytoplasm; aminoacyl-tRNA synthetase multienzyme complex; cytosol
Molecular function (GO): RNA binding; ATP binding; aspartate-tRNA ligase activity
Source: RefSeq, a predicted model, not a curated record
UAAUUUAUUUUGCCCCUAUCAUCAUCAUCUGGCGAGUCUUACGAGCCCAUCUCUCGCGACUUCAGUGGCGUCUUCUAGACUCACUCUACGCCAACCCCGGCCUUCUCCAUCUCGCCCGUACGUUUCCAGAGUCGUUUCCGAUGCCAACCCUUGUGAUUUUGUUAUUUUUGGAUGAUAUUGGUAAUUUAUUUUGAUCUGUAGUGUUGGAUUUUCUUUGAAAUCUAAAGAUUUAUGUUUGAUUUGUUUCGAUUCUUGUGAUCUGUAAUAUUGGAUUUAUUUUUCCUUUUCGUUUUUCCUUUCUCAAGAACUGCUUCUCUUAUAAUUUACUCUCAGCUUCCAUUUCUCUUCUCCACUCAACGAUUCAGAAGCUCUAUGGUUUUUGUAGCCUCCAAUUUCUCCCUCUCUUGCACAAACUUAAUUAGCGACUAUAAGUCUUCCAUUUCAGGUGAGGAAAUAAUUUCCGGAGCUCAACGUGUCCAUGUACCUGAGUUGCUGGAAGAACGUGCAAAGGCAUGUGGCAUUGAUGUCAAUACAAUAACAACGUACAUUGAUUCUUUCAGGUAUGGUGCACCUCCACAUGGCGGGUUCGGAGUGGGGUUAGAGCGUGUGGUAAUGUUAUUCUGUGGUCUGAAUAACAUUCGCAAAACAUCGCUUUUCCCUCGUGACCCACUUAGGCUUGCCCCUUGAUUUGUUUAAGCACAGCAUCAUCCUUUGUUUUGCUAAGAUUAUACUAUAUCUUUUCUCCUCCUGGAAGUUUUAGGUUACAAAAGUGGAAAAAAGAAAAACUAUGUAAGUGUCUGCAUGGAGAAGAUAAUUUCUUCCAAGUACCAUGUAAUAUGAAGGUUUAUUUCAAGUUACCAUUUGAAAUGGGAGGCACACAUACAUUUUGCUGCAUCAAAUCCUGUAAGCACUUUUGUUGAGGUCAUUAAUUAUGGGUUUUCUUUUACUUCA